Sapajus apella (tufted capuchin) is the source of this 2064-nucleotide messenger RNA. It is a transcript of the gene KCNN4, whose product is annotated as potassium calcium-activated channel subfamily N member 4. The transcript is spliced from 6 exons. Gene Ontology annotation, cellular component: neuron projection; neuronal cell body; plasma membrane. Gene Ontology annotation, biological process: potassium ion transmembrane transport. Bases 397 to 1497 code for a protein of 366 amino acids. The record is from RefSeq and is a predicted model, not a curated record. Gene Ontology annotation, molecular function: calmodulin binding; small conductance calcium-activated potassium channel activity; intermediate conductance calcium-activated potassium channel activity. NCBI's taxonomy places the organism in Eukaryota, Metazoa, Chordata, Mammalia, Primates, Cebidae.
CAAGCCACUGCACUCCAGCCUGGGUGACAGUGUGAGACUCCAUCUAAAAAAAAAAAAAGAAAGUUUGACAACUUUGAGUAUAAUAUUUGUGCCUGUGUGUGGACGGUGUUUGUGUGGCUGUGUGCGCCGCGGGAUGCUGCCUGCCUUGCUGAGUGGUGGUGUGUGUCACACCAUGUGUGUGGUGUCUGGGUGUGGCUGUGGGUUUCAGAGCUUGCUGGGAGUUGUGAGUCACUCUGUGUAGGUUGUGUUGUGUGCCAUGGUGUGUUAGUCUCCGUCUUGGGCCGUGAAAUGUCCUGCAGUGUCUGGGUGUGGUGAGUGGAGGUGUGUGUCACAAGGUACAGACCGUUGUGUGUGACAAAGCCCAUUGUGUGUCCGUGUGUGUCUUUCUCCACGUGGAUGUAUGUAUCUUCUUCGCUCUGCCCCAAGACACACCCCUGCCCCUCCUUAGUCUUGAAAGGGGGGGCUGGGGAGCCUCCCCCUACCCCUGCCCCUGCCCCUCCCCGCCCUGCCUGGCCGUCACCACUCCCCAGAGGGCACAGGGCUCUGCUGUGCCUCAGAGAAAAAGUCCCGGAGCCAGCAGAGCAGGCUGACGACCUGCAAGCCACAGUGGCUGCCCUGUGCAUGCUGCGAGGUGGGGGACCCUGGGCAGGAAGCUGGCUGAGCCCCAAGACCCCGGGGGCCAUGGGCGGGGAUCUGGUGCUUGGCCUGGGGGCCCUGAGGCGCCGAAAGCACUUGCUGGAGCAGGAGAAGUCUCUGGCUGGCUGGGCACUGGCGCUGGCGGGAAUUGGCAUCGGACUCAUGGUGCUGCAUGCAGAGAUGCUGUGGUUCGGGGGGUGCUCGGUGAGUGGGGCCUGGUGGCUGCGAGCUGGGACUCCUGGGUCUGAGGGAAGAGGGACUGAGGGUCAGGACUCCUGGGCCUGUUUGCUUGUCUGUCAACUGGGGAUGGCUGUACUUGCCUUCUGUGGCUGUUGGGCAGGUUUAGGAGGGAGUUGGUGGCACAUUCUCAUGCCACAGGGCCUGUUCUGCCCACAGGGGGUCUGCUGCACAGCACUGCUGGUGGCCGUGGUGGCCCGGAAGUUGGAGUUCAACAAGGCAGAGAAGCAUGUGCAUAACUUCAUGAUGGAUAUCCAGUAUGCCAAAGAGAUGAAGGAGUCCGCUGCCCGAGUGCUGCAAGAAGCCUGGAGGUUCUACAAACAUACUCGCAGGAAGGAGUCCCGAGCCGCCCGCAGGCAUCAGCGCAGGCUGCUGGCUGCCAUCAGCACGUUCCGCCAGGUGCGGCUGAAACACAGGAAGCUCCGGGAACAAGUGAACUCCAUGGUGGACGUCUCCAAGAUGCACAUGAUCCUGUAUGACCUGCAGCUGAAUCUGAGCAGCUCACACCGGGCCCUGGAGAAACAGAUUGACACGCUGUCGGGGAAGCUGGAUGCCCUGACUGAGCUGCUUAGCACAGCCCUGGGGCCGCGGCAGCUUCCAGAACCCAGCCAGGAGGCCACAUAGCUGGACCCAGGGAGGAGGAAUCAGGCUACUUUCCCCAGGACUGAGGUGAUGGACACCCUCUCUGCCACUCCUGACCCAGCCCUGAACAAAGCACCUCAAGUGCAAAGAGCAAAGGGGGCCCUGGCUUGGAGUGGGUUGGCUCGCUGACGGCUGCUGGAGGGGAUGCUGGCUGAAGUGGGGAGGCCCUGGCCCACCUGAGACCGCAGGUGGGAACAUGGUCACCGCCACUCUGCACACCCUCAUUCAAAAACACUCUCACUAUGCUGCUAUGGACGACCUCCAGCUCUCGGUUACAAGUGGAGGUGCCUGGAGGCUGGACUCCUGGGUCUCUGGGGAAGAGGGCACUGGGGGCCCGGAUCCAGGAUUCUGGGAGGCUUCGGUUACCGCUGGCCGAGCUGAAGCACUGGAUAUGAGGCUGGGGUGGGACAGGAGGUGGCACACCCUGGCGGAACAACAAAGAGGACACCAUUUUCCCAGAGCUGCAGAGAACACCUGGCGGGGGAGGAAGAAGUGUAACUCACCAGCCUCUGCUCUUAUCUUUGUAAUAAAUGUUAAACAAAGCCAGAA